Molecule: messenger RNA, 447 nt
Organism: Stomoxys calcitrans (stable fly)
Lineage: Eukaryota; Metazoa; Arthropoda; Insecta; Diptera; Muscidae
Exons: 2
Coding region: 1-447 (148 amino acids)
Source: RefSeq, a predicted model, not a curated record
AUGAGAAAUCUCAAGUGUGAAUCAUUGGAUCCGGAAUUCGCCAAAUUCGAUAUAUGUGAGCUAACUCAAGCUGCCGACCUAACUAAAAUGAAUAUCAUAUUGCGUUUGUUUAAAGUGCCCGUUACGAAUUGGUUUUGCACUGCUCAGAUAGUUUAUCAGAAAUCGCUAAGUGUACCCCUGCUCAAUAAUACCUGGGACAUUUGCGAUUUUAUGCGAAAACGCAAACGCGGUAAUGUUUUUUCACGCAUUUACGCUUACCUAGGUCCCUAUACAAAUCUGAAUCAUAGCUGUCCUUUUAAUCAUGACAUUUAUGUGCAAAAUUUGACCAUUAUGGGAAAGAAGACUUUGGUUCCCAUGCCAAAUGGGAACUACAGGAUCAACUUUAUCUUUCUAACCGAUGGCAAGAAACGUUUUUUGGUCAAUUUUAUUUUAGGAGUUAAGAAUUAA